Molecule: messenger RNA, 1932 nt
Organism: Pyricularia oryzae 70-15
Lineage: Eukaryota; Fungi; Ascomycota; Sordariomycetes; Magnaporthales; Pyriculariaceae
Exons: 4
Coding region: 117-1448 (443 amino acids)
Biological process (GO): proteolysis
Molecular function (GO): metalloaminopeptidase activity
Source: RefSeq, a predicted model, not a curated record
CCGGAAAGCCCGACUCCGAUCCCUGGUGGCGGGGUUGGAAUUUGUGCAAAAGCCCCUAAGCUCGCAUACAAUUUCCAACGGUUGCUUGUCGAGUCCGACCAACAAACACCGUCAGUAUGGCUGCACAAGUCCCUACUGAGGAGCUCAAAAAGCUCAAGGUCGCUGCAAAAUCAGACGACCCGGCUGCUGCCAACGGAGCCAACGGCAAUACCGCAAACGAUAGUGACGGGUCCGACGAUGAUGACGAGCCAGAGGACGCCGGUGCCGCCGCCGGCGGAGAAGGCGCGAAGAAAAAGAAAAAGAGAAAGCCACGCAAGAAGAAGAAGAAGAACGCCAACGGCCAGACGGACCCUCCCAGGAUCCCCAUCUCCCAGCUCUUCCCGGACAACAGCUACCCGAAGGGCCAGGAGGUCGAGUACCUCGGCGAGAACACGUAUCGUACCACAAAUGAGGAGAAGCGCCACCUUGACAGCCUCAACAGCGACCUCCUGACAGACUACCGUCAUGGUGCCGAGGCGCACAGGCAGGCGCGUAGGUGGGCGCACAAGCACGUCAAGCCGGGCAUGUCGCUGACGGACAUUGCAAACGGCAUCGAGGACAGCGUGCGGGCGCUGGUGGGACACUCGGGUCUGGAGGAGGGUGAUGCCAUCAUCGCCGGCAUGGGUUUUCCCACCGGGUUGAGCAUCAACCACUGCGCCGCCCACUACACACCCAAUGCGGGCAACAAGAUGGUCCUGGAGCAUGAUGAUGUGCUCAAGGUUGAUAUAGGAGUGCAUGUAAAUGGUCGCAUCGUCGACAGUGCCUUUACGGUCGCAUUCAACCCCCGCUAUGACAACCUCCUUGCAGCUGUCAAAGAUGCCACCAACACUGGCAUCCGCGAGGCGGGCAUUGAUGCCCGCCUGGGAGAGAUCGGCGAGGCAAUCCAGGAGACCAUGGAGAGUUACGAGGUAGAGAUUGACGGCGAGACUUACCCCGUAAAGCCGAUCCGCAACCUGAAUGGUCACACCAUUGACCGGUACACCAUCCACGGUGGCAAGAGUGUGCCCAUCGUCAAGUCUGCCGACCAGACAAAGAUGGAGGAGGGAGAGAUCUAUGCUAUCGAGACAUUCGGCAGCACCGGACUGGGCUACGUCCGCGAUGAGGGCGAAGUGUCCCACUACGCGAAGCGCGCUGAUGCGCCUAACGUUGCGUUACGAUUGACAUCGGCGCAAAAGAUAUUGAACGUGAUCAAUAAGAAUUUCGGCACGCUGCCGUUUUGCAGGCGUUACCUGGACCGUCUGGGACAGGACAAAUACCUGUUAGGGUUGAACAACCUUGUGUCCAACGGAAUUGUCGAGGCGUACCCACCCUUGGUCGACAAGAAGGGCUCUUACACGGCCCAGUACGAACACACUAUUCUCCUUCGGCCGACUGUGAAGGAGGUAAUCAGCCGUGGAGAUGAUUACUAGGUUCCAGAAUUGAUGCGGAAUUUCCAUGAAACAGAAUUCAAGCAUUCCAAAAAUUGACGAAUAGCUGACUCACAUUCCCAUGGCAAUGCAAUACUUGACAUCAGUAUCCACGCCACUUGAAAUUGCUCCCACAUUUGACGCCGAUUUCGAGCGUCUGAUCAGCGAGGGCCGCUAUUAAUACUAUGUAUUGUUAAACUUUUGAUAAGAAUGCGACAUCGUACAUGAAAAAUCCAAGGAAGAAAACGGGCAUUUCAAAGCCGAAGAAAAGUCUGUUGUGCUGCAGCAAAUACCAUCCGAAUAUUCACGCCUGUCCUGGUUUCCUUGGUACCGAAAGGGGAUUGUAAGGAGGCUAUGGGUCGGCAGCGACCUGGACUUUCACAUGUUAAUAAAGAGCGGGUACUUUGCAAAUCAAAUAUAGCGUUAGUGGCUCGUACAAUGGAACUCUGAAAAGCCAACUGGGGAUCUCCAUUAUUCAAACUUCCCC